AUGGGAGUUUGUACUUCUUCAUCUUCUAAAAAUAAUUAGUAACAAUAGAAAGCCAAAACAGAAACCAAAAUAAAUCAAUAAUUUUCAUUGAUAGGUGAAUAGAAGAAUAGUAUAAAUCAAUUCCAAGAGAACCAAAGAACUAUUACACCUAUAAGGAGGCUAUCCCAAAAUUAAAAUAUAACUCCAGUAUAGAUGAAUUCAGCUAAAAAUGGUACUAUGGCUAUUAGAAGAACAUCUCACGCAACAACAAUGACAACUAAGACAAUGAUCAUUUAGUCUUCAUAAAUAUAAGAGUAAUAAAAAACGGGAUCACUCUCAAAUCUUACUUAUUAAAGAAGCAACAAUAAAUAAGUGACCAAAACAUUGUUAGUGUCAGCCUCUAAAAACUUUUCAAUCGUUUCAAGCAAAAAUUUAGGUAUAUGAAUAUAUUACAUAGCAGACAAUUAAGGCAAAACGGUUAUGCAACACAAUGAAACAGGUUAAUUAGUUUAAAUUGAAGUACUCAAGUUUGAUACUAAAAAUCACGAAUACUUAAAUAAAUUGGAAGAAAUUAAGUUGGUAAGGAAAUUAAUAACUUAGGAUAAUAUGCACAUUGUAAAAAUUAUAGACACUCUUGUAGAUCAUAAUAAAAGAAUUUAUUAAGUAAUGUAUGAAUGCUGUGCUGGAGGAUCUUUGUCAAAACUUUUUGGUUGUAGUAAGUAGAGUGAUAAAAAAAUAGGGAUUAUAUUUUAUUAAAUGAUAGAAGCAUUAGCUUAUAUACAUUCUUAAGGAUUAAGUCAUGAUGAAUUAACUAUUGAUAGUUUUUCAGUAUUUGAUGACUCUUCUACUCCAUUUAUAAAGUUAUCAGAUAUUAGAAGCAUAUAUUAAUUGAUGUAUCCAAAAGAGGCACAUUUAUAUUCAGAUCCACUUUCUUAAAAGCACUAAAAUCAUAAACCAAAAAAUAAACAUCAUCAUGAUGCUAACUAAAAUGAAAUUAAGACAAGAAAUAAAUGUAAUGAUGUUUGGGCAUUAGCAAUAAUAAUUUUGUAAUUAAGAAAUAAAGAAUUACCUUAUAAUAUUUAAGAAAUUGAUUCAUUUGAUCCUCAAGAAUAUUUAAAUAAUCAUCCUUCAGAGAUGAAUUCACUUUUAUUAGAAAUGUUACGUAUUAAUCGGAAUGAUAGAAUUACAUUAAAAAAAUGUUUAGAACAUCCAUUUUUAAUUAAGAUGAAAUAAGUUUAACCAUAAGAUUUAUUAUAACCCUUAAAAAAUAUGAUAAAAUGCAAGAAUAUGACUUAUAUCCAUAAAUGCAUAUUUUAAUAUCUUCUUCAUAAUUAUGCAAAUGAUCAUUUAAAAGUUUUGACAAAAUUAUUUAUCACAGCUGAUACAAAUAAAGAUGGAAGUUUGAGUUUAUAAGAAUUAAAAGAAUUAUUUUCAAUUGAGGGAAAGGAUUUAAUUGAACAAUUAGAUUUAUAAAAAGAAUUAACUUUAGAUGAAUUUUUACUAUUAGCAUCAAAUAAAGACAUAAUUUUAACUUAAGAUAUUUAAGAAUCCAGUUUUAAAUAAUUAUCCAGAUAAUCAAAUCUAAUCACUUUAAAAUCAAUGUGUAAAUUCUUAAACAAUUAUGAUGAAUAAUUGAUUCAAAAAGAUUUUAAUACAUUCAAUCUUAAUGAUGGAGUAAGAAUAUUAUUAUAUAAAUUUUAUAGAUAAAUCUAAAAGAAUAUAGAGAGUUCUUAAUUAAUUAUGAAACUCCAAUCCCCAUAGUUUGA
Messenger RNA from Paramecium pentaurelia, 1745 nucleotides. The record is from the annotation of a GenBank genome assembly. Lineage: Eukaryota; Ciliophora; Oligohymenophorea; Peniculida; Parameciidae.